Molecule: messenger RNA, 1159 nt
Organism: Syzygium oleosum
Lineage: Eukaryota; Viridiplantae; Streptophyta; Magnoliopsida; Myrtales; Myrtaceae
Product: transcription factor MYBS3
Exons: 3
Coding region: 53-955 (300 amino acids)
Biological process (GO): response to auxin; response to gibberellin; response to ethylene
Molecular function (GO): zinc ion binding; DNA binding
Source: RefSeq, a predicted model, not a curated record
UCUGAGUUUGGUGUUCGGGGGACUUCGGGGGACUAAUUUGGUCUGGGCAAAAAUGGGCAGGAAGUGUUCACAUUGUGGCAACAUAGGACACAAUUCUAGGACCUGCACAAUCACUUACUCAUCACCAGCAACUGCUGGCUACGAUAGUGUUGGGCUCAGGCUCUUUGGAAUCCAGCUUGACAUCUCCCCAUCCUCAUCUUCUCUUGCCAUCAAGAAAAGCUUCAGCAUGGAUUGCUUGCCCUUCACUUCAUCACCAGCCUCGUCGUCUUCUCCGUCCUCCUCGCGAAUCUCGAUUGGCGAGAACUCCGAUAAAACGUCCCUUGGCUAUCUGUCGGAUGGCCUAUUGGGUAGAUCCCAAGAGAAGAAGAAGGGAGUUCCAUGGACAGAGGAGGAACAUAGGACCUUCUUGGUAGGGCUUGAGAAGCUUGGGAAGGGUGAUUGGAGGGGCAUCUCCAGGAGCUAUGUGACCACGAGAACCCCGGCCCAGGUUGCAAGUCAUGCUCAGAAAUAUUUCCUCCGGCAAGUGAGCUUCAACAAGAAAAAGCGGCGCUCGAGCCUCUUCGACAUGGUUGAUGUCAAAACCGUAGCGGGUAAUCGUUUAGGCAGUUUGACGGCCAAGCCGAGUGACUCAGUUCCUAAUUGCAAAAUGGGAAACUUAAUGAUGUCUCAUUUGCAAGUUCUUGAUGCCAGAACCACUCAGCUUUUAACUGCACUUGGUUCCUCGAAGGAGGAUGGCAAGCUUAAUGAUCAAGAAAGUGUGAGGAUGAUGACUGGUUCAUCAAGCUGCGGAUUGAUCAGCUCCUCACAAAAACCAUCCGAUGCUCCAAAAUCGAUCGGCGUUUCACCUAAUUCGGGUCUUGAUCUUGAGCUCAAACUGGCUGUUUCAAGGCCCUUGGAACAUAACAAGCCGUCUCUUGCAGCUCCUCUCUUUGUGGGACCUCUUGCUGUUACAUGACAAAUUGUUGGUAAGACUAGGAAAGAGAUAAUAGAUACUCUUCCUUUUGUCUUUUUAUUCCCUAAGGCUCGAGAAGAGGAGUGGACAUUACCAUUAAUGCUAGCUUCUAGUGCUUUAGCUUCAGUUCAUCUGUUUGGAAGAGAAUUUUUUGUUAUAUCCACUUCAAAAGGAAAUUUGCAGUUGUCGUUCAACUGAUCAUGAUGA